Messenger RNA from Ctenocephalides felis (cat flea), 906 nucleotides. It is a transcript of the gene Sap30, whose product is annotated as histone deacetylase complex subunit SAP30 homolog. Gene Ontology annotation, molecular function: protein binding; transcription coregulator activity. Gene Ontology annotation, biological process: regulation of DNA-templated transcription. The record is from RefSeq and is a predicted model, not a curated record. Gene Ontology annotation, cellular component: histone deacetylase complex. The coding region runs from base 297 to 818 and encodes 173 amino acids. NCBI's taxonomy places the organism in Eukaryota, Metazoa, Arthropoda, Insecta, Siphonaptera, Pulicidae. The transcript has 3 exons.
GAAGCUUCGAAUAAAGCUCUUAAUAUUGUAAUUUACGAUUUUAAAAGAAGUUUUUAACAGAAGGAAAGUGAUGGUGCUAUGUAGUAAUUAGUUUCCCAUUUACUUCGUUUUUUUAUAAAUGCGGUGUGCAUUUUUUGUGAAGUAAUUUCAUUUUUUCUAUAUUUUUGAUGAGAUUUUUCUAACCAUGUAGUUAUGUUACGUGAUAUAUAAAUAUUUACACAUACACAGCUGUAUUUAUACGUAUAAUUUUUCUAAUUGUUGUAAAGUUUUAAUGAAAAUCAGCAAUAUAUUGCAAAAUGAACAACGGAUUCAGUACUGGCGAGGAAGAUUCUAGGGGCCCUACAGAUCAAAUAUGCUGUUUAGUGGAUGAUUCGGAACAUUGUCAAAGACCCGCGGGUAAUGCCUCUUACAGCAAACGUAUACAGAAAACAGUUACACAAAGGCGGUUGAAGUUAAAUAUAGAUAGUCAGGCUAGGCACAUUUAUAUAUGCGAUUACCAUAAAGGGAUAAUACAAUGUGCAAGAACAAAACGAAGACGGAAGGAUUCUGAAGAUGAUAGUAAUGAGACUGACACAGAUUUACCUGAAGUUGAUUUAUAUCAAUUACAAGUAAAUACAUUAAGAAGGUACAAAAAAUAUUACAAAGUUUCUACCAGGCCAGGAUUAAAUAAAGCCCAGUUAGCAGAUCAUAUAAUGAAGCAUUUUAAGUCAAUACCUAUCAAAGAGAAGGAAAUAUUAACAUAUUUCAUUUAUAUGGUCAAGACAAAUGGAAACAAACUGGAUCAAAAGAAUGGAUUGUGCGCAGAUGUAACAUCUUGAGCUGCUGUUAUCAAGACUAUUUUCCAUGAUUCGUACUGCUUGGUCUAGCAUUAUAUUUUAAAAAGAGCGUAUUAUUAAUAAUUUUUUG